AUGAAUUUCUUGAGAAGACGCCUCUCAGACAGUAGUUUUGUGGCCAACUUGCCAAAUGGUUAUAUGAUGGACCUUCAGCGUCCUGAUAAUUCCACCAGCAAUCCUGUUUCCCCAGCCACAGAAAGGAGGCAGCAGCCCUCGCAGCAACCUCCUCCUCUUUCUUCUGGAACCAGCAUCUUUAGCUCCAUCUCCAGUGCCAUGAAGCAGGGCACACAAGCAGCAGCAGGACUAACAGAGCCGACAGCAAGCCCUGCUCCUGUUGUUCCGCAGAAACCCCAAAUCCUCUUAGUAAUUGAUGAUGCACACACAGAUUGGGCUAAGUAUUUUCAAGGGAAGAAGGUGAAUGGGGAAUUUGAGAUCCGAGUGGAACAGGCAGAGUUUUCAGAACUGAAUCUGGCUGCAUAUGUAUCUGCUGGCUGUAUGGUGGACAUGCAGGUCAUUAGGAAUGGCAGUAAAGUGGUCAGAUCUUUCAAGCCCGACUUUGUUCUUGUCCGGCAACACGCUUACAGCAUGGCUCUAGGAGAGGACUUUCGCAGCCUUGUCAUUGGCCUCCAAUAUGGUGGUGUCCACAGUGUUAAUUCUUUUUUCUCCAUCUACAACUUCUGCAGCAAACCCUGGGUGUUCUCUCAGCUAAUCAAUAUCUUCAACACUCUGGGUCCCGAGAAGUUCCCUCUUGUGGAGCAAUCAUUCUUUCCAAGCCAUAAGCAGAUGAUCACAACUCCAACUUUCCCUGUUGUAGUGAAGCUGGGGCACGCUCAUGCCGGAAUGGGGAAGGUAAAAGUUGAGAACCAGCAUGACUUCCAAGACAUUGCAAGUGUGGUAGCCAUGGCCAAAACAUAUGUCACAACGGAGACCUUCAUUGAUUCCAAAUAUGAUAUCCGAAUCCAGAAAAUUGGCACCAAUUACAAAGCUUACAUGAGAACAUCGAUCUCAGGAAACUGGAAAGCAAACACAGGUUCUGCCAUGUUGGAGCAGAUCGCCAUGACUGAGAGGUAUCGACUCUGGGCAGACUCUGUUGCAGAGAUGUUUGGUGGCCUUGACAUUUGUGCAGUCAAAGCUGUCCACAGCAAGGAUGGGAAGGACUAUAUCAUUGAGGUGAUGGACAGCUCAAUGCCCCUGAUAGGGGAGCAUGUGGAAGAAGACAGGCAGCUAAUUGCAGAUCUGGUUGUCUCCAGAAUGACUCAGAUGGUCCUGACAGUGGGAUCUUCUCCUUCACCUCUGAGGCCUUGGCCUCAGCAGGUGUCAGUGAAAUCACAAAUGCCAUCUCAGCCAGGACCUCAACUUGGACAGCUAUCCCAACCCCGACCGCCUCCUCAAGGGGGCCCACGCCCGCCUCAGGGAUCACAGCCUCCACGUGCAGUGGCUCCACCCCAGCAAAGGCUCUCUCCACAAGGUCAACAGCCUCCAAGUCCCCAGUCCACCUCCCCACAGCAGCAGAGGUCACCUGGAUCUCCCCAGCAAACCAGAUCAUCUGCUGGAAGCUCACCUAGCCAGCCUUCCAAACCAGCUGUCUUCCCCCCACAGCAGCCUAGACCUCCAGCCCAAGGACGAGCUCCUGGCCAGCAAGGCUCUGGUGAACCAUCCAAGCAGCAAGCCCCUUCUCAUCCUCAUCUAAACAAAUCACAGUCUUUGACAAAUACCUUCAGCCUCUCAGAAACUUCCCAGAGGGGAAACCCCAACGAGGAUGAGGCAAAAGCUGAAACCAUCCGCAACCUGAGAAAAUCAUUUGCUAGCCUGUUUUCUGAUUAAUUUCCUUUCCACCUGUCAGAGGAUUGUUUUUAUUUAUUUGCAAACCUCCCAAUGUUUUUAUAUUGAUCUAUCCAAUGUCGUUUCUUCCCAAGGGCCCAAAUCACACAUAAAGCAAAGAAGGAAAAGCCAAAAAUCAGUGACAACUUGCUCACACCCAUUCCUGUUGGCCUUGCUUCACAACCUCCCAACACCCAAAUAGUGCGUAUCCAUAUGCAUUGGCACAAUGCAUGGAAUCUCUAACCAUCUCACAACUUUAGAGUCAAAGUUCACAUAUGAGGGAGGGGUUGGAACCCAUGACUCCCUCUCAGUGGGGAGCCUUCCUCAUAGCAAGCCUCUCACUUUAUGGGAACUGUCAGAUCCACCCCAUGUGGCCUAUUUAUAUUGCAAUGUAUGUGAAAUACUUUGAACCCUCUAAAGGAUUACACAAGAACUGUUAUUUGCCCCUGCAUUAUUUGGACUGUAAGGCAAGUGUAUUGAUGACAGGCAACUGUAGUCAGUCCACAAUCUUACUGCCUCACUAUCCAUUCACCUUAUCCACUUUGCUGUAUGCCUGAACAAGCCCAGAGUAUAUAAGCAGUAUCCUUUCAAGAUACCCAACAGCUGUUUUUUUGUUGUUUAUACAGAACUUUAAAUAUGUCUGUUUUCAAUUUAUUCAGUUUGCAGGAUUACAGCAUUGUUUAAAACCUCACCCAUGUAACAGGCUUUUCCAUGUAACCCCUAUUGAAACAGAGCCAUCCCUUAAAUUCUUAAGUGAGAGAAUCACCCAGUUAUCUUUGUAGAAUCCUUCUUGCAGAGCCAACGUCCUUGGCACAGAAAGGUAGAGUCUUUUUGGCACACACUCAGAGCACUGAAUUACUGUAUCCCAAUUCUACAAGAAAAGGGAUUGUUCAGUUUCAGGGAACAAGUGAGGAGAGCAGCAGUUACAGGCAACGAAAUUUUUUGCAGUAGCUGUUAAUUAAAACAGGGUCCACACACCAUACUGCCAUCCAACUUCAGUAUUUGAUGGCAUGGAAUGGGUCACAACUAUAGUGAGGACUUGUCAUGUUUGUAUCAGUACUUUGUUGCAGACAUUGCUGGAGGAGUUUCCUACGGUG
This is a messenger RNA of Eublepharis macularius, 2843 nucleotides long. RefSeq names its product synapsin III (gene SYN3). Lineage: Eukaryota; Metazoa; Chordata; Lepidosauria; Squamata; Eublepharidae. Gene Ontology annotation, biological process: neurotransmitter secretion. The coding region runs from base 1 to 1749 and encodes 582 amino acids. The record is from RefSeq and is a predicted model, not a curated record. The transcript has 13 exons. Gene Ontology annotation, molecular function: ATP binding. Gene Ontology annotation, cellular component: synaptic vesicle; synaptic vesicle membrane.